AUGGCUGCCCCGAUUCUUAACCCGGUAAGUUUCCUCAAUUCUAGUCAAACACGAAUUGUCUCUGUUUCAGUCGGUUCCAGGAUCCUUUGCUCUUCCGUACGGCGUUCGUUCCGGACUCCAAAUCGCUAUUAACGGACUUAUCAAGCACAAGAACAAGUGAGCAGUAGCUGUGUGGCCUAAAACAUAAAUUUAGUCGCAAUUAUUCAGGGAUUUUUCCGUGAACCUUUUGUCCGGUGCCAACAUCGCUCUGCACAUCAACUUCCGAUGGGAGAAGGACAAGAAUGUGGUCCUCAACGCUAAGAUCGAUAACGCCUGGGGAAGCGAGGUAUUGAAAACUAGUCGUGUGCAACGGACCACUAACCCAACACAUUCCAGAUCCGCCACGCGAACCCGCUCCAUCACGACCAAGCGUUCGAUCUCCAAGUCCGUGUCUACCCGGGAUACUUCCACGUCACCACCAACGGAGUGCUUCUCGGCGACUUCCCACACCGUCUUCCAUUCGAGGCCAUUCAGGCCAUCUCUCUCGAAGGCAACGUCCACAUCAACAACAUCUCUUUCUCUCAAUUCCACUGA
Messenger RNA from Caenorhabditis sp. 36 PRJEB53466, 573 nucleotides. Lineage: Eukaryota; Metazoa; Nematoda; Chromadorea; Rhabditida; Rhabditidae. The record is from the annotation of a GenBank genome assembly.